CGAGAAUAAUUGAGCCGGACACGGCGAGGCAAGCACCGUAGGCAAGCAAGCAAAGAGGCUCCGGCGAUCGACGACAGUGAGCGUCUGAGCAAGGCUGCUGCAUGGACUAUCCUGUGAACGCAGCAGGGUCGGGCAGUCCAUACAGCUCGCACUUGAAGAGCAAUGGUUACGAAGAUGGCACAGACGAGGAUCAGGAACAAGAGGUGCCUACACUACCCAAUCAGCUACUUCAGCUCAGCCCAGGAGCAAGGAGGGUGACCGACGCAGAUGAAGAGAUCUUUCUCCUCUACACCCUCACCCCGGCUCUAGCCGGCCGGUACGGUCUGGGCCAAGUCGACUCCAAGCACGAUCUACUGACCAUCACCUUUGACCUUGACAAGGACGACCCGCCUGAAGUGAGCAGUAGAAACAGUGACAGUCUGAGCUCGUCAGCUACAAGGUCUCGAAAAGAUGCGACAAGCAAGGUCGCCCGAGGUUCAAAGAGGCAGGGUCUGUCGACUGGGAGCAAGAGCAGCAAAAAUGCCACCUCUUCAGCACGCGACACGACGGUCAAUACGCUGCUCUUUCAGGAUUCCACCUCUCUGCGCUCCAACGCUGGAGAUACAGGCAGUGUCAUUUGGAGGUCAUCCCUCUACCUUGCCGCCUGUCUCACGAGGCAGCUCUAUCGUCCUCAGCGAGGCGAUGAGCCUCUUUCACUCUUGAACAGGAAAGCCCUUCUCAACCCAAAAGGUGAACAAGAAGACGGCAGGAUCAAUAUCUUGGAGCUCGGGACUGGCACAGGCGUAUUGCCUGCCAUCCUCUUGCCCUUUUUACAGACUCGUCGCCUUGCAAAUCGGCUACACUGGACAGCGACCGACCUGGAGGAGCUGCUACCCUUGAUCCGCCGCAAUCUAAGCGACAAGCUCUCUUCUACCUCGUCAGACUCGGAAGAGGGCGGGAUUACCCUCUCGUCUCUCCCACUAGACUGGAUGCACGCUUCGAAUCUCCUGCAUUCCUCUACCUCCUACGCAGGUGGGAGCGAAGCACUACGUCGCUCCCUCCUUCCUUCUUCGCUCACAGGCUACCCCGACUUGCUAAUGGCAGUGGAUUGCAUCUUCAAUCCUUCUCUCUUCGACCCGCUUCUCGAUACCAUCGACCUCUUCACGCUCAAGGCACACACAGUGGUCCUCUUGCUUGUGGAGCUGAGGUCGGCAGAGGCUAUGAGGGAAUUUAUGGAAGGUUGGCUGAAGAGGGAUGGUGGAUGGAGGGUUUGGAGCGUGGAUGUGGAGCAGAUGAAGGGGAUGGAAAAAGGUUAUGUGAUCUGGGUGGGAUGGAAGGAGUGACUGCCGCAAGGACCUUGAGCUCAAAUGGUUCGCCUCCUGCACUUUCAUUGUACUAUAGUAUACAUCACAAAGCCAACGAGGGGCAUCGCAUAGCGACACAUUGAUUCUAGAGGCCGAAUAACCAUCGCGUGUUCCUCUCUGCAAUCCCAGCUACUUCUGCUAUCUCCA
Microstroma glucosiphilum is the source of this 1490-nucleotide messenger RNA. RefSeq lists its product as hypothetical. NCBI's taxonomy places the organism in Eukaryota, Fungi, Basidiomycota, Exobasidiomycetes, Microstromatales, Microstromataceae. The coding region runs from base 102 to 1322 and encodes 406 amino acids. The transcript is spliced from 2 exons. The record is from RefSeq and is a predicted model, not a curated record.